This is a messenger RNA of Mangifera indica (mango), 1122 nucleotides long. Its product is annotated as protein POOR HOMOLOGOUS SYNAPSIS 1. Lineage: Eukaryota; Viridiplantae; Streptophyta; Magnoliopsida; Sapindales; Anacardiaceae. The transcript is spliced from 8 exons. Bases 51 to 950 code for a protein of 299 amino acids. The record is from RefSeq and is a predicted model, not a curated record.
UUUUUCGCUCUUCUAAUUAAUUUCAACUUGUUCCAGGAAAAUUUCAAAAAAUGGCGGGAUUUCUCGGAAUGACGGCAGCGAGCGAGCAUUUGGAAAGCCAUCCCGUUAACAUCAGUCGAGACCAGUGGCAUCAUAUCCACUUCUCUCGCUUCUUCACCAAUCGCAACCCUUCUCUCUCAUCCACUUGCCCCUCUCUGGUUCCACUCCAACGCCGUUAUCGGUCAACACAUGGCACUUGGAUCUCCACUUCGUCUCCCGCCGCUUCUUUGCUCAUCAACAACCGCUCCACCUGCAAUCCCAUCCUCUACGUCUAUUUACAGGAUAAAAUCCUUGAAGAGCACUACGUUUCCAAGUUGCGGUUCUCCUGGCCUCAGGUCUCAUGCAUCUCGGGAUUUCCUGCCAGGGGUAGCAGAGCUUUAUUUGUGAGCUACCGAGAUUCUGAAGGCGAGAUCCAGAAGUUUGCCUUGCGAUUUCCAACAAAUUAUGAAGCUGAGACAUUCAUCAAUGCUUUGAAGGAAAUAUUCAAUAGCGAGGAAGAAACAGAACCUCUAAGCAGUGACUUCCGAUCUGAAAUUUCAUCUCGUUCUGACUUCGUGUCUUCUAAUAGACCUCAAGUUUGUGAGGAAUUGAGUAUUAUAGAUCCUGUUGACACUUAUACUCCUGAAAUGCCACCAAACUUGAGUAACGAAGUUGAGCAACCCCAUUACACCCAGGAAAUCAAGGUUAAUCACAACUUCGAAGUCAUUUCUCCAGCAAUGCCUCCUAGCUUCCAGUCUUUACUGGCUAACUGCUGCCCUGAGGUCAAGAAAGCUGAAGCUCAUCCAACUGUAAAUGAGGAAGCUGAUCUCAAAGCUCAAAUUGCGAGAUAUAUGGAAGAUUCAUCCUUCCAAGAUAUGUUGUUUAAAGUGGAUAAAAUCAUCAGCGAGAUGAGAGGUGAUUUGACGCUGUAGUUCUGUGGUUUGCAUUUUACUUUCAAUGCACUUCACUGCUUUGGUUCUCUCUCUUUUGUCUAAAGCUUGUCUUCCGUACAUACAGCUCAAGCCAUGUUCAUGUUAGCAUCUUUUAGGAAUGAAUUGUCAAGUAGUCGGACUCCAUUAAAUAAAUGACCUUGCCUUUACAGCA